Eleginops maclovinus (Patagonian blennie) is the source of this 2065-nucleotide messenger RNA. RefSeq names its product Krueppel-like factor 2. The record is from RefSeq and is a predicted model, not a curated record. Bases 263 to 1420 code for a protein of 385 amino acids. Lineage: Eukaryota; Metazoa; Chordata; Actinopteri; Perciformes; Eleginopidae. The transcript is spliced from 3 exons. Gene Ontology annotation, molecular function: DNA-binding transcription factor activity, RNA polymerase II-specific; RNA polymerase II cis-regulatory region sequence-specific DNA binding. Gene Ontology annotation, biological process: regulation of transcription by RNA polymerase II.
UGCCUGUCAUACAGCGCUCUGAGCCCCGCUGCCUACAGGAUCCGCUUUAUAAAGAGCUAAAUUUACCAAACUUUACGUUGUUUCCUGAGCUCUCACAAUUGGCCAGACCUCGUCCGGUUAGAGAGUUAUAAGGUUUGGAGGACCUCCUUCCACUUUUAAACUUGUUCAUGCCUUUGGAGUGCAGCAGUGGAGAGCGACAGUGAAAGAGACGCACAGGUUUUGGUGCGACUUUGACAAGAAAUAGUUUUUAUUUCACCAAACGAUGGCCUUAUCCGGAGUGAUGCUACCGUCAUUUGCAACAUUCACAAACCAAAGAGAAAAAUCCUAUGAAAACAGGUGGAAAGGAGAUAUGGACAAACUCUCCAACAGCAGCUGCUCCAUGCUUGAAAUGGUACACAACCUGGACAAUCACAGCAAAAGGGACGACGAGGAUCUGAGUAACUACUUAGAUCUGGAUUUUAUCCUCGCCAACACGACUGGCUCUGACAGCGUGGCAGAAUUUGUGGGAACAGCGGACCCCAGCAUGUACACGGCAGGAAACACUGUGCCAUCCUACCCAGGAGACGACAACCGCUCCCCGCCGCCGCCGUACGGGGCCAGCCUGAUGACAGAGCUGCUCCGCUCCGAGGGAACCAACAGCUAUGACAUUGCCCGCAACCCCUGCUUUCAGGGAAGAUUUUAUGUCAACACGGCACAUUUUCCCCGCCAGGACAUCAAAGUUGAGCCACCUAUGGACGGUUACGGCCCCGUUUUAGGCAUGGUGCCCCAAAGCUGCAGCAAGAUCAAGCAAGAAGGAAACGUUUCGUGCAUGAUGUCUUUUGAGCAGCCCAGGGUGGCCAUCUCCCCACGGGCAUCCAGCAACAUGACCCCACCUCUAAGCCCCGAUGAGCAUGGAGCCUCGGACUGCCAGGCACAGCUGUGCCAGCCCAUGAACUUCUCUCAGAAGUAUCACACACCGGCGGCUUUCCCGCACCACCAUCAGGCUCCACAUAUGCAAAUGCCCUACCACGCUCCGCAUACUGCCUUUGGCAUGUACGAUGAAGGGCUCAGCAUGCAGCCAGGCGCGCAGAGGGUGAUGCUCACACCGCCCUCCUCACCCCUUGAGCUUCUGGAGUCCAAACCCAAGAGAGGGAGGCGCACAUGGCCGAGGAAGCGCACAGCAACGCACACCUGCAGCUAUGCUGGUUGCGGAAAAACCUACACCAAGAGCUCACAUCUGAAGGCACAUCUCAGAACUCACACCGGUGAGAAGCCAUACCACUGCAGCUGGGAAGGUUGUGGAUGGAAAUUCGCCCGCUCCGAUGAGCUGACCCGUCAUUUCCGCAAACACACCGGACACAGGCCAUUCCAGUGCCACCUGUGUGAACGUGCCUUUUCCAGGUCUGACCACCUGGCACUUCACAUGAAGAGACACAUGUGAAGAAGCCCACAAAAGGACUUGGGGUUAUGUUAUUUUUGUUGUGAUUCAACUGAUGUAUUUUUAUUUAAAUUGUUGUCCACAUGACCAAAGUCUUUUUAUAUAUAUAAUAUUGAAUUAAAAAGUUUUAGUUGUAUUAUUUUCUAAUAACGUAGCUGGUACUACUUUGGUUCAAUAAAAAAGCUUUAGAAAAGCUUUGUUUGCUUUAGAGCAGGAAGACCAAGAAGGGGCUGGCCCUGUAUAUAUUACUCUUAUUUGACAGAACUGGAACGCUGUGUUUGACACAAAAGUGCCUUUCUAUGACUGUGCUACUGUAAAACUCUUAGUGACAGAACGACAUGGCCACAUUUAGUACAUGUUCUUAUUGACAGGGGUGAAAUGCACAUAGUUGCCUAACAUGUGCAGGGACAAUGUUUUAUUUAAACUGCCUCUCAAUGUCUGAAUGGCCUGAACUGCUUUAUUUUAUUGCCUUUUCCUAUUUGGUGUCGAUGUUGUCUCUGUGUGAAUAUCUUGGAUCCAGCCCCUCUGUUCACUAUCAGGGCUUGAUGUCCUGUACAUUAUUUUUCACUUAAAUUUAUAUAAAUAUGUACAUGGUUUUAUACUGUAAAAUGUAUAUUUAUUGUAAAUAUUAAAAACAAUGAAAUUGAA